Messenger RNA from Puntigrus tetrazona (Sumatra barb), 2461 nucleotides. RefSeq lists its product as uncharacterized. The transcript has 3 exons. Lineage: Eukaryota; Metazoa; Chordata; Actinopteri; Cypriniformes; Cyprinidae. The record is from RefSeq and is a predicted model, not a curated record. Bases 1256 to 2461 code for a protein of 401 amino acids.
GUGCAUGUGAUAUAUAUAUAUAUAUAUAUGCCACACAUGCACAGAAUGAGUAAAAACUGGUCUCUAGAUCGCAGCAUACUUUGCUUGUGUUAGUCAACGAAGAGUAAAAAUGUUAAAAUUAACUGUUAUCUAAUGUGUUUUUGCUCCAUAUUAAUAUUUAGGGGGAGAUCUGUUAGUGUUUAAUGUUGCGUUAUUUUUGAAAUGUGAAAAAGUUGUGUAAUUAUUAUUGUGCAGAAGAGUAGAGCCUGUGAGGACGAUGACUGGCCAAAUGAUACAUUUUUAUAUUUAUUGUUGUAUUAUUUAAAACGUCAUGGCCGUGCACUUUUCAGCACAAUGAGCGUCUGUUCUCUAUACUGUGACGUUAUUGUCAUCAUCGCCCCGCCCUUCACCGGGCUCCCGACGGGAGUGGGUGUGUCCGAGAGGAGGGGCGCCUGGUGAAGGGCGGGGCGAUGAUGACAAUAAAGGGGAGGGGCAGCCGACUCGUCACAAUACUCUUUCGUAACAUAAACAAGAAACUGAUCUGCUUUCUUACAAACAGGAAGUGUCUCAGGAAGCGUCGCAAAACUGAAGUUGAUCUACUGAUGUCACAUGGGCUGUUUUACCAAUGUAUUUACUGUGUUUCUGGACCCGGAUCAUUUCAGUUGGUCAGAUACCUCUCUGAUUUGAUCAAAAAUGUCUUUCAGAUGGUGAAUUUUCAUUUUGGGGCGAAUUAACCCUUUAAGGACAAUAAAUCAAGUCAUGUAUCAUGUACGUGCGGCAUAAAUAGGCGUUACUGUUACAAACCCCUGUUUAAAUGAUUAAAUUAAAUUCGCAAACGGAGGUGAACAGAACAUCAAAGAAACGCAGAUCCGAAAGAAAAAAGAAAAGGUUCCAAAAAGAACUUGUAGGAAAAAAGGGGAGAUAAAACUCCAGCGUAAGAAAAAAAACCAAAAUAUUAAUAAACCUAAAUCAAAAGAAAAGAAAAAUAAAACUUGUUAGAUACAGGGAGAACCUGCAAACUCCACAGAAAGGCCUCCUGUAUCAGUCUGGGCUUGAACCGGGGAUCUUCUGGCUGCUGUAUAAACCGCUUAAGGGAAGUGACACGAGAGACGCUCCAGUGACCAAGGCGUUAAUAAAAACAGGGCGCUUAUAAUUUGCUGGGUGUUUCCACUACGUGAACGACAAGAAUACACUUGGUCAAGUGUGAAGACAAACACCAGACUAAGACUGCUUUAUUUCUGGUACAAUUAGCUUAAAUCUCUGCUACGCCAAGGAGAUGAAUCUCGAGGUACUGGAAGAAAACCCACCUGAUGUCACUUUAGAUCACAUAGCUAAGGACUUGGUGUCUUUUUUUAAUGGGUUUAAACGCUUCAAUGAGGUUAGAAGACGGCUUGAAAAGAAAUGCACCAUUAAAACGGAGCGUGAACAUAAAUGCUGGUCAGAAGAUAACAUCAAACAAGCUUGGCGAGAAACAAUAAAAAAGCGUAAAAAGUCAGACAAAAGAAGACAACGGGCCGGUGUGAUAAUAUUGCAGAUCGUAGAAAGUUUUGUUUGUGAUAUGUGUAAACAAAAUAGAGCACAGAAGAAGCUUCACGCUACAAGCGAUCAACAAGUCUGUGAAAUGAGAAGACACUCGGAAGACAGAAUAAGUGAAAGCGAAGCUGAACUAGAGCGAGCGGGAGCCGCUGGAGGAGAUGAGCAGAGAAGAAAACAGGUGUGUGAAGCAUCUAAACGUUCAGACCAUUCUGCUCCUGCGUCAAGAAGUCAACUUUCAGCUUCUAGAACAGAUGAAGCGAAUCCGAGCAAAAGUGAAACCAAGAAGGCACUUAAGAAUCAGGUCACUUUAGCUAAAAACUGUGAGCAGCAGAAAAGUAUCGACUUGCAUAAUGUGCAUGAUAAAGAGAGCGAAAGGUCGAAAAAUGGUCUUCGGUCAACUGUUAGAAAAGAAUUUGUCAAAGCACGUAUAACCGAUGUAGAAGACGGAUCGCCUCAAGGAGCUGCUGAAGGAGUUAAGCGGAAAAAAAUCAGUAAUCAAGGGCAAACAAGUAGCAAUCAGAGCCAAACUGGGACGCCAUUUCAGGCCAAGAAAAAGUCCUCUGGGAAUGAUUCUGGUGAUUCCUGUGACCAGUCCGAAGAAAAGAGACGUAAAGAAGGCAUCCCCUACAUACGUAUCCCUCUAACAAAUAUUAUCAAGCCAACCUCUAAAUCCAAAACACAAACAAUGAAGUCUGAUUAUGAAUUAAUAAAUGGACUCCCUGAGAAAAGUGAAAAUACAGAUGAUCCUGAUGAUUAUACAAUUGUGCAAAAAGAAUUUUAUGUCAUGUUAUUCAACAAAGAGAAAAAUCAUGCUGAAUGGGUGUAUGAAAUACUGAACAAGCAAACUUUACUUCGGUUUCCUAGAUUUCGAUAUAGAUAUAAAGAUGACCAAAAGGAUCCAGACUAUGAAGAAGAAAAGAAUCAAUGGGGCCAAAAAAUGAGUUAG